AGCAGCACAACAUUAGACCAACAGACGUCCUAAUAAUGUGCAGUCUGCUGACACUGGGUGACUGGAAACAGCAGAGAUGAAGGAGCUAUGGAUUAUGGCUGUCUUUGCUACAGUUUCUUUGCCACAGGUGGAUCUCACCACAUCCUCUGCCAUUACAACCACCAUUGACAUAACUAUCCCAACUACUGCUGCCCCUUUAACCCCUGACCCUCCAACGACUACUUCCUCUAUAGCCCCUGACCCUCCAACUACUACUUCCUCUAUAGCCCCUGACCCCCCAACUACUACUACCCAUUUAACCCCUGACCCUCCAACUACUACUUCCUCUAUAGCCCCUGACCCCCCAACUACUACUACCCAUUUAACCCCUGACCCUCCAACUACUACUUCCUCUAUAGCCCCUGACCCCCCAACUACUACUACCCAUUUAACCCCUGGUUCUCCAACUACUGAUGCCCCUAUAACUACUAACACUCCAACUACUGACACUCCAACUACUGAUGCCCCUAUAACUACUGACACUCCAACUACUGACACUCCAAUUACUGAUGGCCCUAUAACUACUGACACUCCAACUACUGACACUCCAAUUACUGAUGGCCAUAUAACUACUGACACUCCAACUACUGACUCUCCAACUACUGACUCUCUAACUACUGACACGUUAACUACUGACACGUUAACUACUGACACGUCAACUACUGACACUCCAACUACUGACACGUCAACUACUGACACUCCAACUACUGACGCGUCAACUACUGACUCUCCAACUACUGACACGUCAACUACUGACACGUCAACUACUGACGAAGCAACUGUCACUACAACUACUGACACUCCAACUACUGAUGCAUCAUUAACCCCUGAACAUACAAGUGCUGAUGCACCACCUGAACAUACAACUACUGAUGCACCACCUGAACAUACAACUACUGAUGCACCACCUGAACAUACAACUACUGAUGCACCACCUGAACAUACAACUACUGAUGCACCCCUUGAACAUACAACUACUGAUGCACCCCUUGAACAUACAACUACUGAUGCACCCCUUGAACAAACAACUACUGAUGCACCCCUUGAACAAACAACUACUGAUGCACCCCUUGAACAAACAACUACUGAUGCACCCCUUGAACAAACAACUACUGAUGCACCCCUUGAACAAACAACUACUGAUGCACCCCUUGAACAAACAACUACUGAUGCACCCCUUGAACAAACAACUACUGAUUCUCUCAUAACCCCUGACCCUACAACUACUGAUUCCCUCAUAACCCCUGAGCCUACAAUUACUGACACUCCAACUACUGACACUCCAAGUACCGAAUACCUAACUACUACUGGUCUUCCAACUACUGGUUACCCUACCUCUAUCCCUAUCACCAGUACCAGUCUCCCCACCACCUCUACCAUCACCUCUACCACCACCUCUCCUACCACCACCACCACCAUCUCCACCACCACCUCUACCACCACAAACCCUCCUCUGGUCUGUAUCAAUGGUGGUGAGCUGCAGAGUGGAGUCUGUAUCUGUCCUGAUGAGUGGACCGGAGAGACCUGUUCAGAGGGGAAUUUCUGCAAUUCCACCAUCAUUGGUCAAUUCUCCUACCCAAGAACAACGGUUGGCUGGUCUGCUUAUUCAAAAGAGUUGUGUGAUGAGAAGACAACCAGUGCCGGUUUACCAAGAGCCUCAGCAAGAUGUUUAAAUGACACUGGAUCUCCAAUGUUUGGUUCUCCUCAUGAGCUGCAGUGUGAAUUUACCCUCAGUGACAUUCAAGGAAAUGUAAGUCAAUAAGCAUAUUUUUUAUGAUCCUGAUAUUUGACAAGUCUCAAUGUUGCGUUACUUAGGUCAUCAUUAUGAGGAGUAGAUCUUACAGUCUGGAGAUCAGUAACAACUGGCUCUUACCUUCAGCUCAUCUAUUCUGUUCCUUUAUUCUGCUUAACAGUUGAUGAGGAACAUUAUUUUUUAUUUGUUGUGUUUCACAUUACGGUGUUUGGGACAUUUUAGUAAUUUAGCAGACUCUCUUAUCAAGAGCGACUUAGAGUAGCAACUGCAUACAUUUUCAUACUGGUCCUGUAAGGUACUGGGUGUCGUGAGUGUGAAGUCAGGCGCAGGAAAACAGAGAUUUCAAUUAUAGUGCUCUUUUAAUGCGCACACGGUGAACCACGUCCACCCCACUAAACACUGGGUGCUCAAAACAAACUGCCCCAGACACGGGGAACGAAAACAGUCCAGCACUAUACACAAACAUAAACCAACACGUUUGUCUGUAUCAAACACCAGGCUUACAAUAAUCAAUCCCGCACAAAGAAACGGGCGGGCCGGCUGACUAAUAAUGCCCAACUAAUUACAACAAACUCAAAACGGGUGUAAUCAAUAAACACAUAAGGAGGGGGAGAAAAUAAUCAGUGGCAGCUAGUAGGCCGGCGACGACGACCGCCGAGCGCCACCCGAACGGGAAGGGGAGCCGGCUUCGGUCGGAGUCGUGACAGGUCCCCCGUGGGAAUGAAACCCACAACCCUGGCGUUGCAAGCGCCUUGCUCUACCAACUGAUCCACAGAGAUAGUACUGACUAUUUUAAUAUUGAAAUGUACUCACAGUUGGUAGAGCAACUUCACUUCCACUUGCACAAUGUUCUGUUGAAAAACAAUACUAAAAUAUAAAUCCUUGUCUGUCUCUAUUCAGAUCUCCAGUAGUUCAGGUGAUUUACUAGAGUUAGCCUUCAGUACUCAGAUCCUGACCUCCC
Messenger RNA from Salvelinus fontinalis (brook trout), 2753 nucleotides. RefSeq names its product mucin-2-like. Lineage: Eukaryota; Metazoa; Chordata; Actinopteri; Salmoniformes; Salmonidae. The transcript has 4 exons. The record is from RefSeq and is a predicted model, not a curated record. Bases 77 to 1801 code for a protein of 574 amino acids.